AUGGCUAAUAAUGGUCUUAUAUUUGUGACAAAUGCUGCAAAAGCCCACAGUCUUGUCUCCAAAGUGAAUAAAUUUGUGAAAAAUAUGCUAUACAUCAAAAUUAAUAACGACAGUGCAAACUUACUUCCAAUUCUGAAUAAACAAAUAGUAAACAUUUACAGUAAUCUAUCUUCACAAAAUACUGAUAUUAGACUAAUGUUAAAGCCCGGUAGUUCAGCAGAUAAAGUGCAAACAAAUCAUCCUAUAAAUGUUAUAUUUUAUGACAGUGAACUAAAUAAACAAGUAGAUGAAUUAAAACAAACUGUGAAAAACUUAGAUAUGGUGCAUAAAGUUGUAAGUGUUGAUUCACAAGAUGCAGAAGAAACUUUAGCAGAAGAAAAAGUCAAGACUUAUGAAUAUGUGGCAGUUGGUGGAACAUUUGACAGAUUACACAAUGGACACAAAAUUCUAUUAUCUGAAGCUGCCCUGAGAGCCACAAAACAUGUUACGGUGGGGGUAACUGAUGUAAAUAUGAUACAAUCAAAAGUUCUUUGGGAAUUAAUAGAGCCUGUGGAAAAACGAAUACAAGGUGUCCUUGACUUCUUAACAGACAUAAAUCCUGACCUUGAGUAUAAAGUGGAACCUAUUCAAGACCUCUAUGGGCCAACCAAAUCAGAUCCUAGGUAUGAGCUGAUAGUGGUCAGCGAGGAGACGAUGCGCGGCGCUGUCAAGAUAAACCUGAAACGCGAGCAGAACGGCCUCAACCCGCUCGAUGCGUACGUCAUAGCGCUGGCUACGGACACGUCUUCCCAACGUUCGCAAGAGGAGGAGAGCAAAGUGAGCUCUAGUAACCAACGAAUGAGGAUCCUCGGAACUGUACUGAGGGAGCCCGAGCCAAAUCCCAAUAUUCCUGAGAGUCCGUACGUGAUUGGUCUGGCUGGUGGCAUUGCGAGCGGGAAGAGUAAUAUCGCCGAGAAAUUGAAGCUUAAAGGUGCUGCAAUCGUGAAUUGUGAUAUAAUUGCCCACGAGCUAUACAAGCCGGGGCUUCCCCUGAAUCGGACCUUGGCUGAGGUCUUUGGGGAUCGCAUAAUAACGGACGAUGGGGAGGUCGAUAGAAGAAAGUUGGGCCAGAUCGUAUUCAGCGACAAGGAGCAAUUGGAGAAGUUGAACCGGACAGUGUGGCCCGCCGUGAUAGAAGAGGCGCAGAGGCGGAUCAGGGCCCUGGGGGAGGCAGGCUACAAAGUGGUGGUGAUGGAGGCCGCGGUGAUGGUGAGGGCCAAGUGGUACAAGUACUGCCACCAGCUGUGGUCCGUUAUUAUACCACCGGCCGAGGCGAUCAAGCGGUUGCAACAGCGCAACAGUCUAUCCGAAUUGGAGGCGAGGCAACGCAUCGAGUCGCAGCCUUCCAAUUUGGAGCAGGUGGCCGCCGCCAACGUGGUCUUCAGCCCCUACUGGAGCUACGAUUACACUCAAGCUCAAGUCGACAAGGCAUGGGACCAUCUGCAGCAGUACAUAGCCGGCACUACUGAA
Iphiclides podalirius (scarce swallowtail) is the source of this 1509-nucleotide messenger RNA. The record is from the annotation of a GenBank genome assembly. NCBI's taxonomy places the organism in Eukaryota, Metazoa, Arthropoda, Insecta, Lepidoptera, Papilionidae.